CUCCCAGCUGCCUGAAUCGACUCAAGGAGCUUCUUCUUCUUCUUCUUCUCCUUCUUCUUCUUCUUCUUCUUCUUCUUCUUCUUCAUCGUCAUCAUCAUCAUCAUCAUCAUCAUCUUCAAUAUUCGAAGAAAAUGGCGACUGUAAUCGAAGCGGUGAUGCCGUAUAGACUUCUGGAGGACGAGACCGGUUCGCCGGAAGGAGAAUCUAGCCCCGUUGACGCCGUUCUCUUCGUCGGGAUGUCUCUGGUGCUCGGUAUAGCUUCCAGGCAUUUGCUUCGCGGGACUAGGGUUCCUUACACCGUCGCUCUACUCGUUAUCGGGAUUGCUCUUGGAUCUCUCGAAUAUGGAACCCAUCAUAACCUUGGGAAGCUCGGCCAUGGAAUUCGUAUAUGGAACGAAAUCAACCCUGAACUUCUUUUGGCCGUUUUUCUUCCGGCUCUUCUUUUCGAGAGUGCCUUCUCGAUGGAAGUUCACCAGAUCAAGAGAUGUCUGGGACAAAUGGUGCUACUUGCUGGGCCUGGAGUUCUCAUUUCAACCUUUUGUCUGGCAUCGCUUGUUAAGCUCACGUUUCCGUAUGACUGGGACUGGAAAACGUCGUUGUUGCUUGGGGGACUUUUAAGUGCUACUGAUCCUGUUGCUGUUGUUGCUUUGCUUAAAGAGCUUGGUGCUAGUAAGAAGCUAAGCACAGUCAUUGAAGGGGAAUCCCUGAUGAAUGAUGGGACGGCUAUUGUGGUUUUCCAGUUAUUCUUAAAGAUGGUUAUGGGUCAUAGUUCUGGCUGGUCUUCUAUAAUCACAUUUCUGAUUAGAGUCGCACUUGGAGCUGUUGGCAUUGGUAUCGCUUUUGGCAUUGCCUCGGUUCUUUGGCUCAAGUUCAUAUUCAACGACACAGUAAUUGAGAUUACUCUUACGAUUGCAGUGAGCUACUUCGCAUAUUACACUGCUCAAGAGUGGGCUGGGGCUUCUGGUGUUUUGACGGUGAUGACUUUGGGCAUGUUUUAUGCUGCAUUUGCAAGAACAGCAUUUAAAGGGGACAGUCAAAGAAGUUUGCAUCACUUCUGGGAAAUGGUCGCAUAUAUUGCAAAUACUUUGAUUUUUAUCCUCAGUGGUGUUGUCAUUGCUGAAGGCAUUCUCGACAGCGAUAAGAUUGCGUACCAAGGGAGUUCAUGGGGAUAUCUUUUUCUACUAUACUUAUACAUCCAACUAUCGCGUUGUGUUGUUGUUGGAGUUCUGUAUUCAUUUUUAUGUCGUGUUGGCUAUGGCUUGGAUUGGAAAGAAGCCAUUAUACUCGUAUGGUCUGGUUUGAGGGGUGCAGUGGCGCUCUCACUUUCUUUAUCCGUGAAGCAAUCAAGCGGAAAUUCAUUUCUCAGCACCGAGACAGGAACAAUGUUUAUUUUCUUCACUGGUGGAAUCGUGUUCCUGACUCUGAUAGUUAAUGGAUCCACUACCCAAUUUGCUCUGCGCCUUCUUCGCAUGGACGGUUUACCAGCCUCAAAGAUACGAAUAUUGGAUUAUACAAAGUAUGAAAUGCUGAAUAAGGCCUUACAAGCGUUUGAAGAUCUAGGAGACGAUGAAGAGUUAGGACCUGCUGACUGGCCUACAGUUGAGAGUUAUAUUUCGAGCUUAAAAGAUUCAGAAGGGGAACAAGUUCAUCCUCAUAGUGGCUCUAAGCCUGGAAAUCUUGACCAUACGAGUUUAAAGGACAUACGUAUACGUUUCUUAAAUGGUGUUCAGGCAGCUUACUGGGAGAUGCUUGAUGAAGGAAGAAUAUCUGAAAGUACUGCUAAUAUUUUGAUGCGGUCAGUGGAUGAGGCGUUGGAUCAUAUUUCGACGGAGCCUUUAUGUGACUGGAGAGGUCUAAAAUCGCAUGUUAAGUUCCCGGGCUACUACAACUUUCUUCAUUCUAAGAUUAUCCCUGGGAAGUUGGUCAUAUACUUUGCUGUCGAUAGACUGGAAUCUGCUUGCUACAUUUCCGCUGCAUUUCUUCGCGCACAUACAAUUGCACGGCAGCAAUUGUAUGAUUUUCUUGGGGAGAGUAAUAUCGGUUCUACUGUAAUCAAGGAAAGUGAGACCGAAGGAGAGGAGGCGAAAGAGUUCUUGGAAAAAGUCCGAUCUUCACUUCCUCAGGUUCUCCGUGUUGUGAAAACAAAACAAGUAACUUAUUCAGUGCUGAGUCAUUUACUCGAUUACAUUCAAAACCUUGAGAAGAUUGGCUUGCUGGAGGAAAAAGAAAUCGCUCAUCUUCAUGAUGCUGUUCAGACUGGCUUGAAGAAGCUUUUGAGAAACCCUCCAAUAGUAAAACUUCCAAAAUUAAGCGACCUGAUCACCUCGCAUCCUUUAUCUGGUGCCCUUCCGUCUGCAAUAUGUGAACCUCUAAAACACUCGAAAAAAGAAACAAUGAAGCUGCGUGGUGUGACGCUUUAUAAAGAAGGUUCAAAACCAACUGGAGUCUGGCUAAUUUUCGAUGGCAUUGUUAAGUGGAAAAGCAAAGGCUUAAGCAACAAUCACUCGCUGCAUCCAACAUUUUCUCAUGGUAGUACACUGGGACUCUACGAAGUCCUCACUGGGAAGCCAUAUAUGUGCGACGUGAUUACAGAUUCUGUGGUUCUUUGCUUUUUUAUCAAUAGUGAGAGAAUACUAUCUUAUGUACAAUCGGAUUCCACCAUUGAAGAUUUCCUUUGGAAGGAAAGUGCAUUGGUGCUUCUAAAGCUAUUGCGUCCUCAAACAUUUGAAAAAGUGCCAAUGCAUGAAUUAAGGGCCCUUGUUUCCGCUGAAAGCUCGAAACAGACAACAUAUGUAUCUGGAGAAUCAAUUGAAAUCGAUCACAACAGCGUCGGUUUGUUAUUAGAAGGAUUCAUAAAAGCAGUUGGUAUCCAAGAAGAGCUUCUUAUAGCAUCUCCUGCUGCAUUAUUGCAUUCUAACGAGAAUCAAAGCUUCCGUAAUUCAUCAGAAGCUUCGGGUAUCCUGAGAGUGAGUUUCUCACGACAAGCAGCACGAUACAGUGUGGAGACAAGAGCAAGAGUAAUCAUCUUCAACCACGGUGCAUUUGGAGCUCAUAGGACUCUACAACGAAAACCAUCGACGUUAGCAUCACCACGUGCCACAAGCUCUGACCACCAGCUCAAGAGAUCAGCUAGCAAAGAACACAGAGGUCUCAUGAGAUGGCCUGAGAAUAUAUACAAAGCCGAGCAAGAAGAAGAGAUGAAUGGAAAGACAUUAAACUUGUCUGAACGAGCGAUGCAACUUAGCAUUUUCGGCAGCACGGAAAAUCUGUACAAAAGGAGUGUAAGUUUCGGUGGGCUGAACAAUAACAAGGCACAAGAUAACUUAUCGUACAAGAAACUCCCAUCAACCUCAGCUCAAGGUCUUUUUUCAGCAAAAUCGGAAGGCUCAAUGGCAACCACUAAGCAGGUUGAAAGCCGGAAAUUUGUGUCUCAGCUUCCUCCGUUAGCUGCAUCUGCAGAAAGCAGCUCGAGGCGAGAAACGAUGGCGGAAGAAUCAAGCGAUGAUGAAGAUGAAGGAAUCAUUGUGAGGAUCGAUUCUCCGAGUACGAUCGUUUUCAGGAACGAUGUGUGAGCAAGCGAGUUUGUUUGUAACAUAAUCAAAACGAGAAUGUUAAGCUUUUACUUAAAUUCUUGUGCGAUGUCAAAUGAAUAAAAGGCAAAACAACAAAGCUAUUUUGAGAACCAUUUCAAAGUUGUGAAAACAAAUCCAAUAACGAUCUUCUU
Molecule: messenger RNA, 3724 nt
Organism: Eutrema salsugineum
Lineage: Eukaryota; Viridiplantae; Streptophyta; Magnoliopsida; Brassicales; Brassicaceae
Product: sodium/hydrogen exchanger 7
Exons: 23
Coding region: 132-3572 (1146 amino acids)
Biological process (GO): proton transmembrane transport
Cellular component (GO): membrane; chloroplast envelope
Molecular function (GO): sodium:proton antiporter activity
Source: RefSeq, a predicted model, not a curated record